Messenger RNA from Acanthopagrus latus (yellowfin seabream), 4883 nucleotides. RefSeq names its product basonuclin 1 (gene bnc1). The coding region runs from base 268 to 3486 and encodes 1072 amino acids. NCBI's taxonomy places the organism in Eukaryota, Metazoa, Chordata, Actinopteri, Spariformes, Sparidae. Gene Ontology annotation, cellular component: nucleus. The record is from RefSeq and is a predicted model, not a curated record. The transcript has 5 exons. Gene Ontology annotation, biological process: regulation of transcription by RNA polymerase I.
UGUGUGCGUGUGUGUGCAUCUGUGCAGUGAGAGUAAAAGCACAGUGACUACUUCUUCUUCUCUUUUUUGUGGAGUGAAUGUUGGUGGCUUGGUGUGUGUGUGUGUGAAGCAGAGUACAUGUGUGUCUGUGUUGUGGAAGGAGAUGCUGCUGGGUGUGAUGGCUCUUUUGCAUUAGUACUUGAGCGAACAGGAGAGUUGGAGCCAGUUGUUUUGUGGGACUCGCGGGGAAUGGCAAACUCCACGGUAUCCUUGGAAACAUCUGACUAAAUGACAAUGGCUGAGGCUAUCUGCUGCACUUUGGUGAACUGUAACUGUGACAGCUUCAAGCCUGGGAAGCUGAAAAGGAGGCAGUGUGAAAACUGCAAGCAUGGCUGGGUAGCACACGCCCUGAGUAAGCUGAAGGUGCAUCACAUGUACCAGAGCAGCCAGGUGGAGAUUGUGCAUUCCAACGUGGUGUUCGAUAUCUGCAGCUUGAUGCUGUAUGGCACCCAAGCCAUCCCAAUCCGCCUCAAGAUCCUCCUGGACCGCCUAUUCUCUGUCCUUAAGCAGGAGGAGGUUAUCCAGAUCCUAAAUGCACUUGACUGGACCCUGCAGGACUAUAUACGAGGAUAUGUCCUCCAGGAUGUUGCAGGAAAGGUGCUGGACCGGUGGGCCAUCAUGACAUUUGAGGAGGAGAUUGCCACAUUGCAGCAAUUCCUGCGUUUUGGCGAGACCAAGUCCAUAGUUGAACUGAUGGCUCUGCAGGACAAGGAGGGCCAGGCAAUAUUAGUUCCCAGCACCCGUACCAACUCAGAUAUCCGCACUUUCAUUGAGCGUAAUGCCCCACGCACUGCAGCCAACCUGUCUACAUCCAAAGUUGAUAAGCUAAGCGGCAACAGCAUGCACCAUUUCGAAAACUUUAUCAAUAGCAUGGCCUUCAUGCUGCCAUUCCAGCUAUUAGGCUCUGUUCCUGCACCAUUUCUGGGCUCACCAACAGGGACAAUGCAGCAGCAGCACCAGCAGCCGUCAUGCCGGGGAUCAUUGGAGCAUCAGAAUCAAAGACUAGAUGAUCAAGGGCAGGAGGGCCGAGGGAGGGACAGCCUCAUCUCUCUUUCACACCCUCCAGAGAACAGCCUGCUAGGUUCCACCUCUGUCUUAUUCACUGCUGAUCUAGACCGAAGUGGAGACAAGCCAAUGGACAGCCUCUCCACCACCACCAAGAUCGAGGCAGAGGAAUUCUCCACUAGUGAUAACUACUCGGAUGGACCCUCCACGCCAUGCACACCCUCCAUGAGCUCUGAUGUAACACAGAUGUCACCUGAUGGCAAGCUGCGCUCCCUGGACAGGAAUGGGAGUGGCAGUGGAGGAGUCUCAGGAGGGGCAGGAGGCUCUCUGAAGAAGGGCCGUGUUUUUUGCAACGCUUGUGAGAAAACGUUCUACGACAAAGGCACACUGAAAAUCCAUUACAAUGCAGUUCACCUGAAGAUUAAGCACAAGUGUACCAUUGAGGGCUGCAACAUGGUGUUCAGCUCGUUGCGUAGUCGCAAUCGCCAUAGUGCCAACCCAAACCCACGGUUACACAUGCCAAUGAACCGUAACAAUAGGGACAAAGACUUACGUGGCAGCUUGUCUGGCGAUGAGAGUUCUCAAGGAGAGAAGAGGCCUGAAUAUGGAAGCCCCAUCCCUGUCUGUUCUGCAGAAAGCCAUAAGUCAGUGCCCAGCUACAUGGUGAGCCAUGUGGACACUAGCUCUAAACUCCACAACAGCUCAUUCCCCAGCAUGGGCCAGAGUGGCAUCCUCUUCCCUAAUUUAAAAACAGUACAGCCAGUUCUACCUUUCUACCGCAGCCUGGUAACCCCACCAGAGCUUGCGAACACUCCAGGAACACUACCCUCCCUCCCUCUGUUGUCCUCCUCUGUACCCAUCAAACCCAUCACUGCCCCUGAACCCUACAUGACAGACCCUAUACCAAAGAAAAAGUCUCGGAAGUCAAGCAUGCCAAUUAAGAUAGAGAAGGAAGCAGUCGAGCGUGAGGAACAGAUGAAUAAGGACAGCAGCUCUGAAGAUGAGGCUCCAUUACAGGGCAGGGACAAAGAAGAGUGUGAUGGCAGCCAAGCAGAGGGGCAUAUGUGUGCAAGACAAGCUGGGGAGGAGAAGGAGUUAAAAGGGGCUUACAUUGGUGAGGAGAAGAAAAGGGAGGGUGCCAAGCAUCUGUUGGACCAAACUUUAGGGAGAGAUAUGACAGAGAGGGAGGACAAAGAUGAUGGACCAAGGCAAACUGAAAAAGGGGUCAUCACCUGUGCACCCCCACCCUUCGAAAACAGACUGAUGGAGAACCACUGUGACAGCAGCUUACUCUGCCCGGAACCCAGUGCCAAUGAAGAAAGGGAGAAUAGACCAUAUGCAAACACAUUGCAUGUAGCUGACAAAAUUUCGGAGCUCAGAUGGGAUGAGGGUGAGCACAGACUGGCUAACGGGGGCACUCCCCAGCUCAUACAGCAUGACAGGGAUGGAUCAGAUGGCUACAUAGACGACUUUGGUGACUCAGGUUUGUCUCACCUCGACCCUACCGCUGACCUGCCACACCACUGUGAGAUCUGCAGUAAGACCUUUAAGAACCCCUACAGCGUCAAGAUGCACUACCAAAAUGUCCACCUGAAGGAGAUGCACAUGUGCACAGUGGAUGGCUGCAAUGCUGCCUUCCCCUCACGCAGGAGCCGAGACAGACACAGUGCAAAUUUGAACCUUCACCACAAGCUGCUAACCAAAGACUCAUUCAGCCCAGCCAGCACUCGCUACUCACCUUCUGUUGGCCUGGAGUACUGCCAAGAUCAGCGGGACAGAGAUCUGCCCCAUCGAGACACAACCAGCCAGACCUCCGUCAUCUUCAGAGGUCAAAACCGCAUGGGCCUCGUCUUCCCCAUGAGCAAAAUGUCUGCUGUGCCAUACAAUACUGAGGCAUCUCCCUUAAGAGAGAUAGAGGCAGUAGGAAGAGGUGUAGAAGAUGGUGCUAGUGGGGAGGACGGGGCAGUCCUGGACUUGAGCACCUCCUCUUCUGCCCCACCCUGCGGCAACGGCAGUGCUCAGUCUUCCUGGGACUCUGAUGGAGCUGGUAGUGAGGAAGGGGUUGAAGAGGAUGAGGAGGCCCUCCAAAUGGGGGACAGUGAUGAAAGCUGCGAUGGGAUCAGUGGGGGGAGGCCUGGGGGCGAGGAGUUGGCAAUUGUGGGAGAGAGGACCCCAGGCUGCACUGGGGGAGGACAAAGCGGGCUUCAGGGAAGUGGGGGUGGAUCUCCGAUAACUUGCCAUGUCUGCCAAAAGGUCUACAGCAACAAGGGCACAUUCAGAGCCCAUUACAAGACUGUCCAUCUGAGACUGCUUCACAAGUGUAAAGUUCCUGGCUGCGACACAUCCUUCUCCUCUGUGCGAAGCAGAAACAGGCACAGCCAGAACCCUAACCUCCACAGGAACCUAGCUGUUAGCUCAGGUGCUGCAAUGGACCAGGAGUAGGGAUUUGAAUUUAUAUGCCAAUGUGACUGAUUUCCUUUGCUCCAAUUGUUGUUUGUUGUUGUUGUUUUUCAUUUUUGGGCAUCUAAAGAAGGUUCACCAAUUAGCACGUUUAAGAUUCCAUACUGUAGUUCUUCGUGUUAUCAUAUUUUGUAGUACAAUCAUGAGUUGUUUUGUUGUUGCAAAUACAACUUGCUGUUGUCAUAAAUGAAUUUGACUGCAAGACAAAAAUUGAAAACUAUUAAAUGGAUCUGUCUGUGUCUAUACAUCCACAUGUAAAGAACAACCAAAACCUCCAUGUGGCAGUACAUUUGUUUUCAGCAUUGAUCUCUUUUACAGUAAUGCAGUAUGGAUUUCCUUGUUUUAUUUGGCCACAGAGCCCAGUUUAGAUCUUAAAAAUUUUCAUUCAUGUGAAAAAAAAGUUUUGUUUUCCAAGUGGGAGUUGAGCCAUGAAACAGUAUCAUGUGCGUAAUGUUUUUCCAGUGUUUUUGCUGUCAAAUGCCCAUUUCUUCCCUGUAAAGCUGUGCACAAUGUAUUGAUCAGAAGCAGUAGUGAAGUAAGCUCUACAUGUGUCAUUUCAUUCAUUUUGACAAUGUUCUUUAAAAAGAGUCUUUGUUGAAAAGCCGUAGUGUUGUGAGCUUGAUCAGUAAGUUACUGUGUGGUGUUAUAUGAUCUAUCUUUACUGUUCUGGCUGUCGCAUAAUGCUAAUGUUGACCAAAGAUUUUUUCAGUCCACAGGUGUGUAUAGAAACCCCUUCACACUGUACAAGGGGUAUGCAGUAUUAAAAGGGCCCACCCAGUCUUCAACCAUCUUUUGUGAUUAACAGCAGUAUUCAGAUGUGGGCUCUAUUGUAAAAAAAAAAAAAAAAAAGAAAGAAAGAAAGAAAGAAAGAAAGAAAGAAAGAGAGAAAGAAAGAAAAGAAAUCACCCAGAAAUAAAACAAAAAACUAAACAAAAAAUUUUGACUGACAGGGUGAGAAAACUAUUCUGAUUCCAGUGGUGUUUUUAUAAAAAGAAAUGUGCUCAUGGGAGUAGACUUGAUUAAGGCAUUGCUCAUGUAUUUGUGUGGUUACUAGCAGUAUCCUGAGUGACUGGACAAACAGCAGGAACAUAUGCUGUAUCUGGAAGCUAGAAACAUGUACUGUGAAUGAGUCAAACACUGAGAAAUAAUAAUGUAAACAAAUGCAAUUUAUGAUAAUGACCCCACACACAAACGCACCCUAAAAAGAGGACUAGUAAACUAAAUGUUUAUUAAACUGUAUAUUCUGUGAAUAGAGUAAUUUGUUAUCUGAAAGAGACCAAAAGAUAUACUGUAUAAAAUAAGUUACUUUCACUACUAAGAUUAUGUCAAUCUUUUUCUUUUUUUCUCAAAAAAGGAAUAAAUAAAAACAUUGUGUUGUA